CUGCAGUGCCCCCGGCAGUGAGUUUGGAAUCAGGAUGGGAAAGAGACGCUGUGUCCCUCCACUCGAGCCCAAGCUGGCAGCUGGCUGUUGUGGGGUGAAGAAACCCAAGUUGUCUGCGAGUGGGAGCCACAGUCAUGGGAACCAGGCCAGCACGGCGCCGGGCUCCAGUUCAGGUCCUCUUCAGAACCACCAGCAUACAGAUGGGAAUAAUGGAAGGGAGAACGUAUCUGACUUGACUUUGGGCCCAGGAAAUUCCCCCAUCACUCGGAUGAAUCCCACUUCAGGAGCUCUGAGCCCACUUACCCGGCCCAAUGGAACUGCCAACAGCACCAAGAACCUGGUGGUGACAGCGGAGAUGUGCUGCUACUGCUUUGAUGUUCUCUACUGUCAUCUCUACGGUUUCCCUCAGCCACGACUUCCUCGAUUUACCAAUGACCCCUAUCCACUCUUUGUGACGUGGAAGACGGGGCGAGACAAGCGGCUUCGUGGCUGCAUCGGGACCUUUUCAGCCAUGAAUCUUCACUCAGGACUCAGGGAAUACACAUUAACCAGUGCACUUAAGGACAGCCGAUUUCCCCCCCUGACCCGCGAGGAGCUGCCCAAACUCUUCUGCUCUGUCUCCCUCCUCACUAACUUUGAGGAUGCCAAUGACUACCUGGACUGGGAGGUUGGGAUCCAUGGGAUCAGAAUAGAGUUCAUCAAUGAGAAAGGUGUCAAACGCACAGCCACGUAUUUACCUGAGGUUGCUAAGGAACAAGACUGGGAUCAGAUCCAGACCAUAGACUCCUUACUCAGGAAAGGUGGCUUUAAGGCUCCGAUUACCAAUGAUUUUAGGAAAACAAUUAAACUCACCAGGUACCGCAGUGAGAAGGUGACAAUCAGCUACGCGGAGUACAUGGCUUCCCGCCAGCACUGUUUCCAGAACGGCACCCUUCAUGCCCCGCCCCUCUACAAUCAUUACUCCUGACACACGGCU
Molecule: messenger RNA, 976 nt
Organism: Tinamus guttatus (white-throated tinamou)
Lineage: Eukaryota; Metazoa; Chordata; Aves; Tinamiformes; Tinamidae
Source: RefSeq, a predicted model, not a curated record